Aplosporella prunicola CBS 121167 is the source of this 1463-nucleotide messenger RNA. RefSeq lists its product as uncharacterized. Gene Ontology annotation, biological process: tRNA wobble adenosine to inosine editing. The transcript has 3 exons. The coding region runs from base 201 to 1463 and encodes 420 amino acids. The record is from RefSeq and is a predicted model, not a curated record. Gene Ontology annotation, molecular function: RNA binding; tRNA-specific adenosine-37 deaminase activity. Lineage: Eukaryota; Fungi; Ascomycota; Dothideomycetes; Botryosphaeriales; Aplosporellaceae.
AAAUCCGGAAGCGGGUACCCUGUAUCACUUCCUGUUUCGUCGGGGUCAGUUGGUCUCGGACUGGACAAGGCUGGGGGGGAAUCUAGGGAGUGUAGCCGAAGCACGCGGGCUGGAGCUGGCUGGUUUGCGGAGGCCCACUGCCGAUCCGUCCUCCCCCGAGCCGCACGCGCCUUAACUCCGGUCACCUCCAAUUUAUCCUCAUGCCUGCCGACGACGACGUUGCUGAGUGUGUGUUGCGCGCCUUUGACGCGCUGCCGCCCAAGCGCAAGCCGCGCGCCCGUGAUGCCGCGUCUAGGGAAUGGGUGCCUCUGGCUGGCGUCGUCUUGGCAAACAUGGCAUCCAUGCCCGCCGACACUGGCGCCUUGACUUGCGCCGCUCUGGGGACGGGCAUGAAAUGUCUCCCCGCUUCCAGGAUCCCCGCGGCCAAUGGCGUCGUCCUGCACGACUGGCACGCCGAGGUUCUGGCCAUCCGUGCCUUCAACCGCUUCCUCAUCGACGAGUGUGCUGGCCUCUUGUCCGGACGUGAAUCGGAAUUUGUGAGACUGCGAGAGCAGCAUGAAUUGUCUCUUACAUCCUUCCAGCCGUUUGCCGUCCGCGAUCAUGUUCGAAUCUACAUGUACUGCUCCGAGGCUCCAUGCGGCGAUGCCAGCAUGGAAUUGACCAUGGAAGCCCAAGAAGAUGCCACCCCAUGGGCAUUGCCUCCAAAGGCUGCAGUCGAAGCUGCAGUCGCCGAAGAUGCUCAAGUCCUACGCGGAAGGGGAUAUUUUUCAGAACUAGGAAUCGUGCGACGAAAACCUGCUCGUCCAGAUGCUCCCCCCACACUGAGCAAAUCCUGCACCGACAAACUUGCCAUGAAGCAAUGUACUUCCCUCCUCACCGGCAUAUCCUCCAUCCUCGUAAACCCUCAAACGGCCUACCUCCACACCCUGAUCCUCCCAGAAUCUCAACACGUACCCACAGCCACCACUCGUGCAUUCGGCGCCUCUGGUCGAAUGUCCGGCCUCACAAACACCGACUCCUACCGCCCCUUCGACGUCGUGUCAACAUCGCGAGAGUUCAAGUGGUCCCGACGAAGUGGUCAGCCCAACCAAACCCUUGUUCCCUGCAAUAUCAGCGCUUUAUAUACCCCUCAUCACCAGGAGACUCUGAUCAACGGUGUGUUGCAGGGGAGGAAGCAGGGCGAUUUGAGAGGAAUGAGCGUUGUUUCGAAGCGGUCAAUGUGGAAGGCGGUCACUGAUCUUGCUUUGCGGUUAAGGGAUGCAGAAAUUGCGGUGCCUGUGGACUUGGCAGGGCUGACUGACGCAAGCUGUGACUAUGGGACAUUAAAGGGAAGUGGGCUGCUUGCGGCGAGGGCUCUGGUUAAAAGUGAAGCCGAGAAGAUUUCUUUGAAGGGCUGGGUAAGGAAUGUGGGGGAUAGUAGCUUUAGUCUCGAGACUGCUCAAUCCGAGAAACGCAAGACAUGA